AUGCUUAAUAUGCUCAAUGAUAAAUUCAUUCACAUGCAACAAAAGACUUACAUCGAAGGAAAUGCGUGUAUUGGCGGAAGUGAGCAAAGUGUAACGGACCGUUCUUCCAAAUCAACCUCUCUCGAAACUGAUAUAUCUGUAACCAGCUCAACAGUAACUAGAAAGCGGCUUUCUGAUGAGGUUCGUUUGCUUCUGGAACGUUUGUAUGAGAGGAAGAGAGCUCUAAAUUCCAAAGAAAGACAUCUUGUAGCUAAAGUGUGCGGCCUAUCUCCUCGGCAGGUCCGUGUAUGGUUUGCAAACAAGCGUAGAAGGGCCAAUGCAGCUUAUAAUCGAAAUUGA
Molecule: messenger RNA, 339 nt
Organism: Torulaspora delbrueckii
Lineage: Eukaryota; Fungi; Ascomycota; Saccharomycetes; Saccharomycetales; Saccharomycetaceae
Product: homeobox domain-containing protein
Exons: 2
Coding region: 1-339 (112 amino acids)
Molecular function (GO): DNA binding
Source: RefSeq, a predicted model, not a curated record